Penaeus monodon (black tiger shrimp) is the source of this 393-nucleotide messenger RNA. RefSeq lists its product as uncharacterized. The transcript has a single exon. Bases 1 to 393 code for a protein of 130 amino acids. NCBI's taxonomy places the organism in Eukaryota, Metazoa, Arthropoda, Malacostraca, Decapoda, Penaeidae. The record is from RefSeq and is a predicted model, not a curated record.
AUGAAGAAUGGAAAAGCUACGGGACCCGAUGACAUACCAGUGGAAGUAUGGAAAGCUUUGGGAGAAGAAGGAAAUGACGUCUUGCAGGGAUUGGUGAAAAAAAUAAUGGAAAGGGAAGCAAUACCAGAAAAGCGGAGAGAAAGUACUUUGAUACCAAUCUUCAAAGAGAAAGGAGAUACUCAGAGUUGUGAGAACUACUGGAAAGUACUGGAAAGGAUUAUGGAUUCGCGACUGAGACAAGUAGUGCGCACUGGCCGAUAUCAACUUGGUUUUAUGAAAGGGAUCGGAACAGUUGACGGUAUCUUCUCUCUCAGGCAAACCGUGGAGAAAUACCAGGAAAAGAAAAGAGUGCUAUAUAUGGUCUUCCUCGACUCAGAGAAAGCUUAUGACUGA